CGGCUACAUUACCAACACACACAUACACACACUGGUUACAUUACACUGUGGAAGCAGUGUGGCAGCAGUGGGAAGUCGGUCCACGGCGGUUUUUUCCUCUCUACCUUCGUUUCUGAUGGUUUGAUGACUUCUGCUUUCCUCACUCCCGCGUCGAGGAUAUAUUCUGAAGCAUGAAAGCGACGUACUGCGUUGCUUGUUGUCUUGUCUGAGUGUUACAACUGUGUUUUCCUCCAGUUGCACAUCCAUCAGUUACCUCUUCACCUCCAGACGGUGUUUUGGUUUUGUUAGCCUACUUUUUUUUCUUCUCAUCCCCACUUUCAAGGACGACGCAGCUUCUUCACGGGACCACGGAGGAAAUAAUAUGUCUCACUUUUAGAAAUGCACUUUUUUUAACGUUGAGGCAUUUUUCUUCUUCUUUACUGGACCAUAUCCGUCGUCGGGUGUGUGUGUUUGUGCGUGUGUGUGUGUGUGUGUGUGUUGACUGAAACACUAGUGAUGAGAUUUUAACUCGUGCUUCGUCUUCCUUUUUUAUUCCCCCCCCCCCCCCCCCCCUCAUGACAUUGAGGCGUUCACUGGACUCGCAUUCCGAGCCUUCAUCUCUCAAGUUUAGCAUAUCAAGUGGUUCGGGUCUGAGUUUUGAGUCCAGCCUGAGAGAAACCCAGGGACGCCGGCAGCAGCUCCUCCUGUUGCUCCAGUAAAGACUCCCCGGCAGCGGCUCCACCGCCGCUCGCUCUCCUGGAGGGAGACGCUCGCUCACUCCGUUCGGGGGAUUUCAGUGGCACUUUCCCUCCUCUCUGUAGUUUUCGGACAGUGCUGGCGCGCGCGCGCUCGUGUGUGUGUGUGUGUCUGCGCGUGUGUGUUGUUGUCCUCGGGUUUCUUGGUGAAACAAACAGAGUUUAAAAAAAAAAUCCCAAAAAAUGCCACAGUUAUCAGGCGGCGGCGGCGACGGAGACCCGGAGCUGUGCGCUACGGACGAAAUGAUCCCGUUCAAAGACGAAGGAGACCCGCACAAGGAGCAGAUCUUCGCCGAGCUCAGCCACUCGGAGGAGGAGGGAGACCUGGCGGACAUCAAGUCGUCUCUGGUCCACGAGUCCGAGAGCAGCCCCAACAGCAACAGCCACGAUGCAGUUAGACAGUCCCAAAUACCGCAAGAUUCAUAUCACGAAAAACACAGAGACCAUUUGGAGGAUGCAAAACUCCAUGACCUGUACAGUAAAGGUCAUCCGUACCAGGGCUACCCGGGCUACAUCAUGAUGAGCAACAUGAACGACUCCUACAUGAACAAUGGCUCCCUCUCGCCGCCCAUGCCCAGAACGUCCAACAAAGUCCCCGUGGUGCAGCCGUCCCAUGCAGUCCACCCGCUCACCCCACUGAUCACGUACAGUGACGAGCACUUCGCCCCAGGUCCUCACCCUCAGGAUGUCAACAACAAACAAGGAAUGCAGAGGCAUCACCCUGGACCAGACAUGUCCAACUUCUACUCCCUGUCUCCUGGAGGAGUCGGGCAGCCGCUGGGAUGGUUCUCACACCACAUGGUGCCCGGCCCCCAAGGUCCCCACGCCACAGGGAUCCCCCACCCGGCCAUCGUCAACCCACAGGUCAAACACGAGCCUCUGCAUGAAACAGACAUCAUGCACAUGAAACCCCAGCACGAACAGAGAAAAGAGCAGGAGCCCAAAAGACCGCACAUCAAGAAGCCCCUAAACGCCUUCAUGCUCUACAUGAAAGAAAUGCGGGCAAAUGUGGUCGCCGAGUGCACGCUGAAGGAGAGCGCUGCCAUCAAUCAGAUUCUAGGACGAAGGUGGCAUGCUUUAUCUCGGGAAGAGCAAGCUAAGUAUUAUGAGCUAGCCCGCAAGGAAAGGCAGCUCCACAUGCAGCUCUACCCAGGCUGGUCCGCUCGAGAUAACUAUGGAAAGAAGAAGAAGCGGAAGAGGGAGAAGAUGCAGGAAUCAGCCCCAGGUACCGGCCAGAGAAUGAAAACGGCGUACAUCUGAGAACAUGGAGGGAAACGGAACAAUUUCUCCACAUGCAAAGCGAAGGCAGCAGCUACGGGCCCUCUGCUUGAGACGGAGGCCUGUUGGAUUCCAUGAAGACCCUUAAAUCUACAAACUGAAGCCUCCAGUUCUCAGAGGACCCCACUUCCCCCCCCCCCCCUCCUCUCCCGACCCCACCCAACCCAACCCCCCUGUCCUGCAACACAGUCACAUGCCUCCACCUCCACUGAAAAGCCUCCACUGUUGGGCUCUACCCCCGUCCCGAUGGCGCCUGCUGUCGAGACACCGAACUGAACAAGACAAUCAUGAUUAGUAGGAGCACACUCACGCAACCACAUUCUCUCACCGGGGGAAAACAACUAAACUUCAAUUUGACGUCUGUGUUUUGUCAGCUUUACUGCAAUCCCGAGGCACGGCACUGAAAAAACCGCAGCGAUUUUGAUGUGCGCACAAACUUCUCCACUGCACCGCCCAAACACUCAAAACACCUGCCUCUACAUUUCUGUAAGUUAUUUUUGUCACCUCGGUUCCUUUGUAUAGUUCAUUAGGCCGACAUUCACUCCCUGAACACCCCCCCCCCCCCUCCCCCGUGCUCUCUCCCUGGAUUUUAAAGACCUUUUGGGGUUUCGCCCGACCGACCAAACACCUCUUUUUAGACUGCACUAAGGAAGCCGGAGGAAUCUCAUCUUGUCUACGAAACGUCCUCAAGACGCCAUUUUAGUUUUAAUUUGCUUUUCAUUUUAAACUGAAUUUGAUUUUGAAUGCUUUUUUGUAUCUUGAACCCUUGUUUCAAUUUCUCGGUGUAUAUUUUAGUGAUGUGGUUUUUUUUUAUAUUGUUUUUUUUUAUAUAGUGGUAUAUAUGAAAAUAAGCUUUGGACACAGGAAAGACAUUUUUCUUGUUGAAGCAUCUUGCAGAAAAUUGAAACUUAUGGCUUCUUUUGAUAACUAUUUGUAACAAAUAGUGACCUCGGGUCUUGCUCAGAUGUAAAAUAAUGCUCAGUAUGUGUACUUUUUAAAACUGUCAGGAUAUGUCAAUUUUCUUGGUAUUUUUGCAGGCAACAUUAGGACAAAGGCGAGAGUGAUGGCUCAGAGGCCUAUAUUUUAUUGUUCUAAAACAUGACAAAUGAAGCAGAUAUAUAUAUUUACCCCAGCACUUGGCAGUCUUUCUUUUAUUGCAAUGGACCUUUGUCUUUUUUCUCUGGUAGCUAAUAGUGUGGUCUUUAGCCAUGUUGUUUAUUCCAUGCAAGCAUCUCUGUAACAUUAUGAUUUUAAUGCUCUCUUUUAGUAUUACUUGAUGAAUUCCUUUUUUUUAUCAUCAUAUUUCGGGUCACUGUCAUCUUGGUCUAGCAUUUUGCUUCCCAAGUGGUCAUAUUUGAACUGUUUCAACAUGUUUUUGUUUUUUUGUAAGAAAAAUAAAAAGGCACCAUUGGCUCAUUUGAUCACUUGUGUGGUGGAAAGACAGAGCUGGAAGUGCCAGAUGUAGCA
Messenger RNA from Pseudoliparis swirei, 3479 nucleotides. It is a transcript of the gene lef1, whose product is annotated as lymphoid enhancer-binding factor 1. The transcript is spliced from 11 exons. Lineage: Eukaryota; Metazoa; Chordata; Actinopteri; Perciformes; Liparidae. Bases 918 to 1994 code for a protein of 358 amino acids. Gene Ontology annotation, biological process: canonical Wnt signaling pathway; regulation of transcription by RNA polymerase II. The record is from RefSeq and is a predicted model, not a curated record. Gene Ontology annotation, cellular component: beta-catenin-TCF complex. Gene Ontology annotation, molecular function: DNA-binding transcription factor activity, RNA polymerase II-specific; RNA polymerase II cis-regulatory region sequence-specific DNA binding.